Messenger RNA from Penicillium soppii, 207 nucleotides. RefSeq lists its product as uncharacterized. NCBI's taxonomy places the organism in Eukaryota, Fungi, Ascomycota, Eurotiomycetes, Eurotiales, Aspergillaceae. Bases 1 to 207 code for a protein of 68 amino acids. The record is from RefSeq and is a predicted model, not a curated record. The transcript has 2 exons.
AUGGGGACCACCUACUCUGUAUUCAAGUCAGGACUACUUAUUGCUGACGUUCAUUUUGUGACAUUGGCAUUGUCUUUCAUUCAGGGAAUCCUCCAAGAUUAUCCUUAUAGAUUGGACAGUGAUAAAUUCUACCUUGUCCAUCCUGUCUUUUGUGUUUCUUGCCAUCACAUUCUGCGACAUCAAGUUCUCAGGCCGGUCCUGACCUAA